UGGGAAGUAGUGGAGAACUUUCUAAUUGAUUUCUAAGUGAGGAGGGGUCUGGGAAUGUCAUCCAAAGAACACUUGAUUGGGGAAGAAAUGUUGUUCUUCAAGACCUGUCAAGUGGUUAAAACAUCUAAGGUUUGUGCAUGUAGCUUGCACGGUGAGAAGUUAAUGUUACACUAUACACUCAUCAUUCAGCUUCAAUAUGUCCUUUGAGGAAGUAAUUAGUAAAAUAACAAUGGUUCCCCAACGGUUAGGGACCAGUCUUAAACCAUCAGAUCCUGGUCACCUUCUAAAAUGAACACCACAUCCUUUGUUCUGGCAGGACCGCGCAGAGGGUUGUGGGAAAUCUAACCCCCAACAAUGACGUCUCUAGAGAACAGGAAAUAACUUGCCCGCUUUCUUUUACGCACGCGUAGUCCCGCCCAUACGUCAUUUUCUCCCGGAAGUUCCUGGCCCUUCCCCUCGCUAUAGCUACUCUGUUAGUGGAGUUGCCUUGUGUCCAUGAAGCGUGCUAAUACAUGGAGUAUUUUUGAGGAGGUAAUCUAAGUCUGCGCCUGCCUGUUCUCUCACAACUUUCCUUUCCUACAUUUAACUUCUCUCAGCUAUGCCUCCAGAGUCUUCUGUGUGUUUCAAAGAGCAACUAAAAAUGAAUAAAUCUCCGGUGUCAGUGUCCUUUGAGGAUGUGGUUGUGGACUUCACCUGUGAGGAGUGGCAGGACCUGGAUGAUGCUCAGAGAACGCUGUACAGGGACGUGAUGCUGGAGACCUACCGCAGCCUGGUAUUGCUGGGGCAUUGCAUCACUAAACCUGAGGUGAUCUUUAAGCUGGAGCAAGGAGCAGAGCCAUGGAUGGGAGAACCACCCCCAAAUCUGAGCCCCCCAGAAGAAACUUGGACAUACAAGCACCAGAAGAAAGGCCAUGUGAUGGUGAAGCGGGGGCACCACCCGCCAACCAAGAAGAGAGGAUUCAGAAGAAACAGACCUUGCCAAUGCCCUGAUCUUGGACUAUGAGCCUCCAGGACUGUGAGAAAUGAUUUUUCACUGUUUACAUCAUCCAACCUAUGACAUUUUGUUAUUGAAGUGCUAUGAAACUAAUUCAAAUACUCUAAAGACUAACAGGAAAAAUUAUUAUAAUAUAUAGGCAUAUUAUAAAAUAAAGGUACUUGCAUGUGAAUGCUUCAAGAUAC
Molecule: messenger RNA, 1179 nt
Organism: Heterocephalus glaber (naked mole-rat)
Lineage: Eukaryota; Metazoa; Chordata; Mammalia; Rodentia; Bathyergidae
Product: zinc finger protein 717-like
Biological process (GO): regulation of transcription by RNA polymerase II
Cellular component (GO): nucleus
Molecular function (GO): RNA polymerase II transcription regulatory region sequence-specific DNA binding; DNA-binding transcription factor activity, RNA polymerase II-specific
Source: RefSeq, a predicted model, not a curated record